CCACGUUCCCGAUCGAAGAUCAGGAAGCGCCGGGCGAGGAGGCGCGGGAGCUGAAUCCUCUCCCCUUUGCGGCUCCGAGAAGCAACAUGGCGUUUCCCCAGGGCGCCCGGGGUCCUUCUCUGGGCAGGGUAGGAGACCGUUCUCCUCCCAACGGAGUGGCGUCCUAAAAAGAAGCGAAGCCGUUCCAGCAAUGUGAGUGCAAGCCCCGAGCUCCGGGUUUCACAGCUCCGCUGUUCGUCGAGCCCGGCAAGUGGACUUUGCUCCGGGAUCCGGGCCACCCACCUGUUACUCCGAGUGCAGCCCGAGCCUCUCGCAGCGAGCGAAGCUCUCUCCCGAAACGGCGCUGCGCCUCUGGCAGUUCGCUCUCGGAGAAAAUGGAGCGCGACGGACUUUCCAGCGCGGACCAGAAGCUGAUCCGGGAGAGCUGGCAGAAAGUGGGCGUCAACCCCCUGGAGCACGGCAUCGUCCUGUUCACCAGGCUUUUUGAUUUGGAUCCAGAUCUCUUGCCCCUUUUCCAGUACAAUUGCAAGAAGUUCUCUACUCCUCAAGAGUGCCUCUCAUCACCUGAGUUCCUGGAACACAUUAGAAAGGUAAUGCUGGUAAUUGAUGCAGCUGUAACCCAUUUGGAGAAUUUGCACUGCCUGGAGGAAUACCUCGCUAAUCUUGGCAAGAAACACCAAGCAGUUGGUGUGAAGGUUGAAUCCUUUAAGGCUGUAGGGGACUCACUGCUGUAUAUGCUGGAGAAAUGCCAUGGUCCUGCCUUCAAGAUGAAUGUGCGUGAAGCCUGGACAAAGCUAUUUAGUGCUGUGGUGAAAGCCAUGAGCUGCGGCUGGGAUGUUCCCAGAAAGGUGGAAUAAUCUCUGAUCAUGAUGCUUGGAGUACUUUGCUGUUCUGAGUCAGAAACAGCUGUGAUGAAAGAGCAUGCUCACCUUUCCAGCUUGAUGUGUUUCAGAGUAAUCUCAACAGCUUUCUUUCUGUCUCUUGCUUCCUUCUGCAUUUCCUGUCUCUGUUGUGACAGUGUGCUCCAAAAUUCAGUGUAGCAGGUCCAUGUGUAGAGGUGUGUAAAACAUUUCAGUUCAAACUGUUUUAAGCACCAAAUUCUGUGAAACUCCUCACCAUGAGCAUGAAAUAGGCUGUUUUGAGUAUUGUGGAACUGUUAUGAACCCUAAACAGCUCUUUUGACCUUAAAAUACUUCCAGAAUGCUCAAAACAACUGGUUUUGCAUUAAAAAGAGCAGAUUAACAUUCAGACUGGGAUGUUUUGUGAAGAUGAAAUGAUUCAAAAUGAAACAUUUUGCACACCCCUAAUCUGUUUGCAGGGGACAAAAGUGAAGCACCCUGGAACUGCAGUUAUAUGUUGACUGCAGUGGCUUUCUUGCCUUUAAGCUCUUUUUUUAAUUAAUCAUUUUUAAAGAAGAGAAUGGACAAGUGGAAAAAAAAUUUAUGCAUAUAGUGUCAGUAAGUAGACACAGAUGCAAACAUUGUACAGUUAGUGCUCAGUAUAUUGUUGAGAAAGAGUUAACCAUAAAACCAGAAUACAUUAAGUUAUUUAUAACAAAAAAGAAAAGGAUUUUAAAGAUCUUUUUAAAUCUCUUAGCUGAAUGCCAGUAUCUCCACAAGCUCUUUAUUCUGUAUUGCUUUAUAAAGAGCCACUGCAAAGAUGUUUUUAGCACAGAAAGGCUAUUGGGCUAGCCGGUUUUUUAGGAUAGAGAGCUUGAUAUUCUUUCUGUAAAGUUAACGAACAGUAUGGGCAUUUCCCUGGGGUUAUCUAAGCAGUACAGUUUUUUCAAAAAGUGGGUUAAUUCUAUACAGUAUACAUUGGGUCUGCAAAAAAGUUGGGCUUUUCAAAUGCUUGGUCUUAAGAUAUAACUUAAAAGCCAGUAGGUAUGCAGUAGCUGCCAGUUCCUUCUGUGUAAAAAUAAAAUCUUGAAGUGAAAUUAUAACUGAUAUAGGGAGAAGCUUGGGAAGGCUUCUAGGAUUCAUCCUGAUUUCUAGCUGAAGAGAUCCAUACCAUAACAUCCGUUUCUGGCGAUUGCUAGAUUCUCAUGUCUUCCUCCCAAGGCACUGUUUUUGCAACCCUAUGGGUGCCUGUGGAAGGGAAGAGAAGAAAAGGAUGACCAAUAGCAAGGUGGAUGGAUUCAGCAAUGGAGUACAGUACAGUAGCAAUGGAAGACCUGAAAGACUAGGUUAGGGACAGAUCAUGGAGAAUUAUCUACGUGGACGUUAAGAGUUGACAAUGACUUGAUGGCACAUAAUCAAGCAGGGAUGCCUGACAAGACAACUUACCUUUCUAAUUAAAGCUACCUUUCUAGUUCUUGUUCUAGUGCCUGCUUUGAAAGUUAGAAACAAUAGCUUCAUUUUUGGAGUAGAGAAGGGGUAUUUAAAAUACUGUAGAUACUCUUCCCCUUUUUUCUGCUUUCUCUCCAGAGGUAAAUUGGCAUAUAGAAAAAAUCCAUGUAGAUCAAGUCUGAGCGUACUGUAUAAAGAGGCAGUGUGCCUUUUUUCAUGGUAGGGGAAGAACAUUACCUGACAACAGAAUGAUAAAGGGUUUGAGGUCCUUCUACCUUCUAAACCAUUGAGCUAAGCAUAUAGCCUAGGAAAUGUAGUUCUAGACUGAAUAAUCCCACAAGCAGCAUUGGAAUCUUUCUGGGACUAAGAAAACAUCUUCCUGCUUGUCCUUUGCAGAUCAUGAAAAGAUAACUUCUUGCCAAAUAAAUUAGUUAGGAUUUAAGGUGCCAAAAGUCUUUUGGUUGCUUUUGCUGGAAAACACUAAUGCGACUAUACUUUUGGACAGUAUUAAUAGAAACAGUUAAUGCAGAAUCAUAUCUUGUGAUACUACAUAAUGUAUGAAACUACAUGAUUUUG
Messenger RNA from Candoia aspera, 2864 nucleotides. RefSeq names its product neuroglobin (gene NGB). Gene Ontology annotation, molecular function: oxygen binding; oxygen carrier activity; heme binding. The coding region runs from base 375 to 857 and encodes 160 amino acids. Gene Ontology annotation, biological process: oxygen transport; response to hypoxia. The record is from RefSeq and is a predicted model, not a curated record. The transcript has 4 exons. Lineage: Eukaryota; Metazoa; Chordata; Lepidosauria; Squamata; Candoiidae.